Molecule: messenger RNA, 735 nt
Organism: Aethina tumida (small hive beetle)
Lineage: Eukaryota; Metazoa; Arthropoda; Insecta; Coleoptera; Nitidulidae
Product: L-rhamnose-binding lectin CSL3-like
Exons: 6
Coding region: 31-696 (221 amino acids)
Molecular function (GO): carbohydrate binding
Source: RefSeq, a predicted model, not a curated record
UCCUUUACAACUUGUACUUAUUUUUCAGCGAUGAAACAAUCUUUUACAGUUUUGAUUUUACUGGUUUUGUUUGCGAUUAGUUUUGCUGCAGACAUAAAAACGGAUCCACUAUGUUGGCAUGACAAGUUAGCGUUGAAAUGUGGACCAGGAAAGGUUAUACAUAUAAUCGACACAUAUUAUGGCACAAACCCACAACAAUCGUGUCCCGGAUACACAACCGGAAACUGUUAUUCUAACACAUCCACAGCUGCAGUACAAUUCAGAUGUGAGGGUGCCAACGCAUGCGCCUUCGCCAUAGAACCAGUAGAAAUUGGAGGCGACCCCUGUUAUCAAAGGAAUAAAGAUUUCACCGUGACCUACAGAUGUAUAGAAAGUCCCGGAACGUUGGCAGAGACCAUCCGGGCGUGCGUCAAUGAAACUCUUGAAAUAGCCUGCGGUCCAGACGCCUUGAUUUCAGUGGCUUCCGCCUUUUAUGGCAGGUCGGAUUCAACCACUUGUCCAUCGACUUCUUCCACAGUGAACGGUGUUUGUCUGUCGGGCACUGCUUUGAACACCAUCAAAUCAAAGUGUGAUGGCAAGGGCAAGUGCUCCAUCAGAAGCUCCCCCGCAGUUUUGGGAAACCCUUGCUCCAGUGCUACUGAGUACUUAAUUUUGAAGUACUAUUGUGUCGUCAAACCCGAUAAUUGUUCCCUUUAAUGUGUGUAUUGUUUGGAGUUUUAAAUAAACGAAUGCAUA